CAUCGUUGGAAGUAUUGGCUCCUGCCGGAAUGAAGGUCUGGUUCUUUGAGUUGUUGGUCAGAGAACUUGGUCCUGCCUUGCCCUCAGCAAGACAGCCAACAGGAGCACUCGUCAAUUCGAAGCCACUCAGACUGGUUUCUAUACCAGCUUGGAGUGAAGUGCUCUCGAUUACGUAAGUUGUUUAAUGGUGAUAGGCAUUCACAAUUAAUGCGACGACUUUCUCUGUCUCCCUUCUGUGAUUCAAAUGAGCUGAUGCAGAGUAUUGAUGUGGAGCAACUGAGUCAGGAUAUCGGUGUUUGAGUUAUGAGCUAGUCAAAAUUGCUCACGAGUUGGGCUAAGCUAAGGGCAGUUGCAGCAAUGGCGACUAUGCCCUCUCUUCUCUCUAAGAAUGCUUGUAUCCUUGGACGUGAACAUUCAGCCGCAAAGAAUGCAGGUAGUCGUAUCGCUUCUCCUCAAUUCAGCCUUCGCAGCAAUGUCCCCCUUGCCCUCUCUAAUGACACUCCACUCCUGGAAUCAACUCCUACUUCUUGCACUUUAGACAUGAUUUCAACAUCCUUGAUGCCAUUAGGGCGCCCGUUAGGUCUGGAUAGGCCAGCCCGCUGUGUUUUGGGGGUAGGUGCAGUUGCGGGAGCAAUGAUGGUGUUCCCAGAGCAUGCUCAUGCGGCGGAGAUUGUAUCGAAUUCGGAUGCUUGGUCAUUGCUGGUAGCUUCAGAGCCGAAGAACGCCUUGUCUUUGCCGACGUGGGUGAUACAUGUGGCUAGCGUUGCAGAGUGCAGCUUGCCAGUGCCUUGCAGGAUGUUAGGGAGUGUAUUUGAUUCUGGUGAGGUUCAGAGCUCGUUUCGUGAGACGGAGCUUACAAAUGCUCUAUCUCUGCCCACCUGGUUCAUCCAUGUGGCCAGCGUUGUCGAAUGGAUCACAGCAAUGGCACUUGUCUGGCAAUACGGGGACACCCCUGGCAACUCUUCAUGGAAAGGUCUUUCGUGGGGAAUGGUACAACGUUUAUCUCAAUUUUCACAAGUCUCCUCAAUUUCGAAUAGAGGAGGUUUUCUUGAUAGCACAUGCUCAUGUGGUCCUGACCAAAUUGGAGGAUGUAUACGAGAUAUCAAGUUCCUUUAUUAGGCGGAGCUAUGUGCGCAUGCACCUGGCAUUUUUUCUAUAACGCCCCGGCUUUGGAAGUAUAAUGAUUUCUACCAAGAAAAAUCCUUACGUCUUUUAAUUGCUCAACCUGGAUGGUUAACCGAUAGUUGUUUACAUAUUUUUGUCAAUUGUGUACAUCACAACCUGUGUGUGUGUGUGUGUGUAUAUGUAUUCUGAAAACAAUGUUUGCUGUUUUGCAGAUUUUGGUGGUACUACAAGCUGCACUGACUGUGAUAGGGAAUUUUACAAUGUGGGCUGCUGCUUUUCGAAUCUACCAAUCUUCUCAAACAAAGUCCAAGGAGCCUUAGUUAUAAUGUAUUUCUUAGAAGAGCUUUGGAAAAAUUCGGUAACGCACAAACAUUCUGCAAAUAGUACUUAGCUCCUCAAUAGUGCCAAAAAUGCUAUUUCGUGGCUUGUGCACGUGCAGAAGCUCCAUGCAUGUAGCCACCAUUUAUCAUACCAAUGAUGAAGCUGGGAUUGAAUUCACAUUCAGUAUGGUAUUGCCUUCCAGUGA
Molecule: messenger RNA, 1651 nt
Organism: Physcomitrium patens
Lineage: Eukaryota; Viridiplantae; Streptophyta; Bryopsida; Funariales; Funariaceae
Source: RefSeq, a predicted model, not a curated record